Molecule: messenger RNA, 2638 nt
Organism: Ruditapes philippinarum (Manila clam)
Lineage: Eukaryota; Metazoa; Mollusca; Bivalvia; Venerida; Veneridae
Product: sulfoquinovosidase-like
Exons: 11
Coding region: 161-2440 (759 amino acids)
Biological process (GO): carbohydrate metabolic process
Molecular function (GO): hydrolase activity, hydrolyzing O-glycosyl compounds; carbohydrate binding
Source: RefSeq, a predicted model, not a curated record
UCAAGUACGAUCAUUCAUUUCAAACUCAACUAUUAUCAGUUUGUUUGAUACCGUAUCAACUGCUGUUUCCGAUACGUUUCAAAGUGGUGAAUAAAAAUUCCUUUAUCUUUCACUUUAAACAUGAUUGUCACUAUACAGUUGACCCAGUCUUAGCUUAAAAAUGGAGAAGGUCGGCUUUACGUUAAUAGCUCUGUUGUGCUGUUAUAGUUCGACGGUGUAUGCAACAAAAGACUACACACUGAAGUACGAUCUAACAAGCAAAACACUGAAUGUAUCUCUUGGUUCCAAACUGAUUCUUCAACACAGCCCUUCGUCGUCGAUGUUUUUUGUAGGAAAUGGUCAAGUGAACUUCCGGGAAUUCAGGGGGAACUUUUUUAUCAAUAACUACGUCGGGGACAAGAUUCCAGCAACCUCUUUUACUGUGAACUCUACGGCGAAUUCAGAUAUAAUAUCGUUUAAGACAGAACAAUCGCGGGUUAAAGUUACUCUCGAAACUAAAGAUAGUCAUCCGUUGGUGGUGAGUUUCGUCACUGGUCCAUUCUUUAACGAUUUCUGGCUACGUGUAGUAGCGUCCCCCGAUGAGAGGGUUUAUGGUCUAGGGGAACAAUAUUCUUAUCUUAAUCUCCGUGGAAGGACAUAUCCUAUCUGGACAAGAGAACAAGGUGUUGGCAGGAACAAAAGCAACAUUGUCACUUUCUUUGCCGACAAUCUCGCUGGUGGUGCUGGUGGCGACUACCACACGACAUAUUUCCCGCAGACGACAUUUGUAAGCAGCCGAAACUUGUAUUGCCAUUAUGGCGGCUACAAUUACGCAGAAGUCAACCUGCAGCCACCAAACUUUCACGAGAUUUACGUGAAUGGACCUGUCAGCAGCUUUUACUUCCAGAGCAAGCCUGAUCUCAAAAGCCUUGUCGGGUUACUUACACACUAUUUAGGCACCCAGCCUAAACUUCCCGACUGGGUCUAUACAGGGGCAAUUCUGGGAGUGCAAGGCGGAACAGAAGUGAUGUUACAACGUUACAAUCAGGCUAAGCAGAAUGGUGUUCCGGUCAGUGGUCUAUGGAUCCAGGACUGGGCUGGUGUACUGAAGACAUCGUUUGGUUCCCGACUCUUCUGGAACUGGAUAUGGAACCAGACCGUUUACCCAGAUUUAGACAACGAGAUCAAGCUAUUAAAAGGCAACGGAACACGUGUUCUUGGCUAUAUCAAUCCAAAUUUGAAUUCUAAUGGCGACUUAUACACACAAGCCGCAAAAGGAGGCUACCUCAUUAAAAAAAGUGACGGUACACCGUAUCUAACAGAUUUUGGAGAGUUUAACUGCGGAACUGUGGAUUUAACGAACCCAAAUGCGAGAAAAUGGUAUAAAGAGGUGAUUCAGACGAAUAUGAUUGACCUCGGUCUUAGUGGAUGGAUGGCAGAUUUCGGAGAAUAUGUUCCAGCAGAUGGCGCAGUUUUCUAUAGCAAUCAAACAGGGAGAGAAGUUCACAACCAGUGGCCAACGCUGUGGGCUGAAGUUAACAGGAACGCUAUAGAUGAACGCAACGUCACCGGUGACGUUGUGUUUUGGAUGAGGGCUGGAUCUGCAGGGACUUCUAAGUAUACGACACUUAUGUGGGCCGGGGACCAAAAUGUCGACUUUAGUUACGGUGAUGGCCUCCCUUCGACAAUUCCAGCAGCUUUAAACAUGGGAAUGUCAGGAAUCGGGAUAACCCAUUUCGAUAUAGGGGGAUAUACAACAGCGGCACAGUUUCAGAAAUUCGGACAAGCUUUAGUCCGGACUGAAGAACUUCUGCUACGAUCUGCUGAGGCAGCCAUAUUUACGCCGAUGUUCCGCUCUCAUGAAGGAAAUCAGCCAAAAGCUAACGUUCAGUUUUACACCAAUGACUUCAUAGAGAAGAGUUUUGGUCGGCUUGCUCAAAUCUUUGUUCAUAUUUCAAACUACACCAAAAGUGUUGUACGUGACAACCAUGAUCUUGGAAUCCCCGCACAGCGGCCCUUAUUCAUGGAAUUCCCAACAGACGACAUUUCUAAGAGCGUAUCUUAUCAAUAUAUGUUUGGUUCUGACUUGUUAGUAGCACCUGUAAUACAAGGAAAUGUUGAGACAAUGAAUGUUUACUUGCCUCCCGGAGACUGGAAAUUUAUUUGGGACAAAAACGAAUACAGUGGCCACAAUUACUAUAACGUUACAGCUACAAUGGGAAUGCCACCGGCCUUCUAUAAGAAGACUUCCGAGUAUGCUUCAAUGUUUUCAGAGAUCCAGACAAAGUUCCCACCUCUUCCUCUCCCACCUGCAACAACGACUAGUCAACCGAUAACAACCGGUUCCCCCUGUACGUCUGGUAGCUCAUCAAGUUUAGGUGGUGUUUCAAUCUCGCUAAUCGUGUACAUGUAUCUCAUUUGUGUCAUUUUGUGUUUUUCGCCCUUGAAAAGUUUUCUUUAAGUUCACGAACUUAUUUCAGAAUAUGUAAUUAAUGAAAUAUACUCGUACAUGACGAUUCGACUCCUCCAUGCCUAAUUACCUACUUAUCAUUUUAUAUUAUUAUUUAGCCUUUCUGAAAUCAAUGUUCCUAUGUUUUUGCAUUCAGGCAAAACAAUGAAUAAAUACCUGUUAAAAAUACAUAUACAUGUAGAACUGGGA